Pneumocystis carinii B80 is the source of this 1434-nucleotide messenger RNA. RefSeq lists its product as hypothetical. Gene Ontology annotation, cellular component: proteasome regulatory particle, base subcomplex. The coding region runs from base 45 to 1388 and encodes 447 amino acids. The transcript has 5 exons. Gene Ontology annotation, molecular function: ATP hydrolysis activity; ATP binding; proteasome-activating activity. NCBI's taxonomy places the organism in Eukaryota, Fungi, Ascomycota, Pneumocystomycetes, Pneumocystales, Pneumocystaceae. Gene Ontology annotation, biological process: proteasome-mediated ubiquitin-dependent protein catabolic process. The record is from RefSeq and is a predicted model, not a curated record.
UAUAAAUACCAGUCGAUCCCCCAAAAAUUUUAAAAUUUUUCAAAAUGGGCAAUGUUCAGUCAGGAAAUAACGGAAAACCCUCGAAACAAGAGGAUCAGGAGAAAAAAAAAGAGUCUAAAUAUGAGCCACUGGUUAUGUCUACACGUAUAGGAAGGAGAUAUAAUAGAAAUAAGGGGCCGGAUGCAUCAUAUAAGUUUCCAAUGGUAUAUCCGACGACAAGAUGUCGUUUGAAGCUUUUAAAGAUGGAAAGGAUCAAAGAUUAUUUGUUAUUAGAGCAGGAAUUUGUAUCUAAUCAGGAGUUGUUGAAGCUUGAUUCUGAAAAAAGAGAUCAAAAAGGCGAAGAAGAGGAUGAUGAUAAGCUUCAAAGUUUAAUUGGAAGUCCUAUGGGGGUAGGAACGUUGGAAGAGAUGAUUGAUGAUGAUCAUGCAAUUGUAUCAUCAGCUACGGGGCCGGAAUAUUAUGUUUCUAUUAUGUCUUUUGUAAAUAAGGAUUUACUUGAGCCUGGAUGUUCGGUAUUAUUACAUCAUAAGGCGGUAUCGAUUGUUGGGGUGUUAAGUGAUGAUAUUGAUCCAAUGGUAUCGGUGAUGAAGUUGGACAAAGCACCGACGGAGUCGUAUGCGGAUAUUGGGGGGCUUGAAUCACAAAUUCAAGAGAUCAAAGAGACGGUAGAAUUGCCAUUAACACAUCCUGAGUUGUAUGAAGAGAUUGGAAUUCGACCGCCUAAAGGAGUUAUUUUAUAUGGUGAGCCAGGGACGGGAAAGACAUUAUUAGCAAAGGCGGUAGCGAAUCAAACGAGUGCAACCUUUUUACGUAUUGUUGGAUCAGAAUUAAUUCAAAAAUACCUUGGAGAUGGACCAAAAUUUGUCCGAGAGCUCUUUCAAACGGCACAGGACAAUUCACCGUCUAUCGUAUUUAUUGAUGAAAUCGAUGCUAUUGGGACGAAAAGGUAUGAUUCAACAUCAUCAGGAGAACGAGAAAUACAACGAACGAUGCUUGAACUUUUAAAUCAAUUGGAUGGGUUUGAUGAUCGUGGAGAUGUAAAGGUAAUUAUGGCAACAAAUCGAAUUAAUGAUUUGGAUCCGGCAUUAAUACGGCCCGGAAGAAUGGAUAGAAAAAUUUUGUUUGAAACACCAGAUCAAAAUACAAAACGUAAAAUCUUUCAGAUUCAUACGAGUAAAAUGAAUCUCGGGGAUGAUGUAUUAAUUGAAGAGUUUAUAACAGCUAAAGAUGAAAUGAGUGGCGCGGAUGUAAAGGCAAUUUGCACGGAAGCUGGUCUGCUUGCUCUUAGGGAACGAAGAAUGCGUGUAGUUGCCGAUGACUUUAGAAAAGCUAAAGAACAUGUAUUAAAAACCAAACAAAAAAAUAUACAAGGCGAACUUUAUAUAUAAACUUGUGUUUUGUGUAGAAAAUGGCUCAAUCAAAUCCUCAUAUACC